Molecule: messenger RNA, 702 nt
Organism: Aspergillus pseudonomiae
Lineage: Eukaryota; Fungi; Ascomycota; Eurotiomycetes; Eurotiales; Aspergillaceae
Exons: 1
Coding region: 1-702 (233 amino acids)
Source: RefSeq, a predicted model, not a curated record
AUGGUGAUCCAUGCUGGGUCGAAGAAGGAGAAGUUUACCAGAAAGACGACUGGGGGAGUGAAGAAGUUCCACUGGUAUGCUUGUCGUCGGCUGCAGAGAGGCAAUAAAGACUCAAUGGCUCGUGACGCCAAUACGACAUGUUGCGUCGAGUUCAACCUCAUCAGAGGGGUAAAAGUCCUUCUUCUCAACGAUCUUAGACAAUUGUGUGGGGAAGCGAAGGUCAACGAGUGGGUGAAGCAAACCGGAAGAAGGGACAGCCAACGCCUACCCAUGGAAGAGGAGCCCAUGAAAUACGAAGAAGUAAAUCUGGCCUAUGACUCUGACCAGGGGCAACGCGGGCGAAAGGGGAAGACCUGGCGUCAAGUCCAAAAGGAGUCUUAUGCUCGACGGGGUAUUCCCCUCGGCCAGGAAGCGGCAUCCCAGGGGGAGACAGAGAGCCGAGUCCAAACAGUGGAACGGCGCAUUGACAAUCUUGCGCAAGACUUCAAGGAUUUUAAAGGGCACAUUGACGGUCUUACGGAAGAUUUCAAGGGUUUUAAAGGGGCCCUGGAAUCUAUCGUUAGAGCCAUUGAGAGCACCAAUACGAAAGUCGAAAAGCUCGGUGAAGAUAAACAGGAAACGAAAAACGCAAUAAAGUCACUGGCCGAGGGAAUGGACGAAAUUUCAAGGGGCAGACGCAGUGAUAGUGCCAUUGAUGUCUAA